Condylura cristata (star-nosed mole) is the source of this 936-nucleotide messenger RNA. RefSeq names its product olfactory receptor 1013. The transcript has a single exon. The coding region runs from base 1 to 936 and encodes 311 amino acids. Gene Ontology annotation, molecular function: odorant binding; olfactory receptor activity; G protein-coupled receptor activity. The record is from RefSeq and is a predicted model, not a curated record. NCBI's taxonomy places the organism in Eukaryota, Metazoa, Chordata, Mammalia, Eulipotyphla, Talpidae. Gene Ontology annotation, biological process: G protein-coupled receptor signaling pathway; sensory perception of smell. Gene Ontology annotation, cellular component: membrane.
AUGGAUGAGAAAAAUUUCACCCAAGUGAAAGAGUUCAUACUUUUAGGGUUCACGACAGACUUGUGGCUGCAGAGAGUCCUCUUUUUCAUCUUCCUCAUGAUUUACAUCUUCAGUCUCUUAGGAAACAUCACCUUGAUCUCUUUGAUCUGUGCUGAUUCUCGGCUCCACACACCCAUGUAUUUCUUCAUUGGCAACCUGUCAUUCCUGGAUCUCUGGUAUUCCUCUGUCUAUGCUCCCAAAAUCCUCAUGACCUGCAUCUCUGAAGACAAAAGCAUCUCCUUUGCUGGCUGCCUGGCUCAGUUCUUCUUCUCUGCUGGGCUGGCCUACAGUGAGUGCUACCUGCUGGCUGCCAUGGCUUAUGACCGCUAUGUGGCCAUCUCCAAGCCCCUCCUUUACGCCCAGGCCAUGUCCUCGAGAUUGUGUAGCAGUCUUAUUGCCGUUUCAUACCUUGGUGGCUUUGUGAACUCAACCAUCAUCACUAGUGAGACAUUCACUUUGAGUUUCUGUGGGAACAAUGUCAUUGAUGAUUUCUUCUGUGAUCUGCCCCCACUGGUGAAGCUGGCCUGUGAUGUGAAGGAGAGCUACCAGGCUGUGCUCUAUUUCAUACUCGCCUCCAAUGUCAUCACUCCCACAGUGCUCAUUCUCUCCUCCUACCUCUUCAUCAUUGCUGCCAUCUUGAAGAUCCGCUCUGCGCAAGGCCGUCUCAAGGCCUUCUCCACCUGUGGCUCUCACCUGACAGCUGUCACCUUGUACUAUGGCUCAAUUCUUUUCAUUUAUUCUCGGCCAAGUACUAGCUACACACUGGAGAGGGAUAAAGUGGUGUCAGUGUUCUAUACUGUGGUGAUACCAAUGCUGAAUCCUUUAAUCUAUAGCUUAAGAAAUAAAGAUGUUAAAGAUGCCCUGAAGAAGAUGGUAGGCAGAGCAAAGUUUUCUUAA